AUGAAGUACCUUGCUAACUCGAGCACAAAGAUAAAGUUAAUGGAAGAAACUAAAAAAAUAAGGAGCAAAAAAGAAGAAGAUGAAUAUGUGAAGGACUAUAUAAAUAACAACAUUAAGAAUAUAGAGGAUGUGGAAAUGCAUGUAGAAAAAAUGAACAAAGAAAUAGUUGAACUAGAUAAAGCAAUAAAUGAUAAGGUAGAAAAUCAUGUGUUAAGUAAAAAUGAAUAUGAAGAAAAAUUAAAAAGUAUAAAAGAAAAAAUGAAAUUAAUAAAUAAUAAAAUGGAACAAGUUGAUAAAAAAACAGAAGAAAGUGAAGAUAUAUUAAUAAAGUUAUGUAAAGAUAUUAAAAAAUUAGAUAUAGGAAAAAAGAAUGUCACAGAAACUAUUAUUAUAUUAAAGAGAAUUGUAAUGGUUAUUACAGCUAUUAGUAACUUAAAGAAAAAAGCGUUAAAAAGAGAUUACAAAGAUUGUAUAUCACUUGUAUCUGUAAUUAAAUUAAUGCUUACACAUAUAUCAGACUUAAAGACUAACAAUAAAUUGAGUUCUUUAUAUAAUGAUGCAAAUAUCCUAUUUGAUGAUUUAAAGCAUCAAAUAAUGGAGGAUAUAGACCUAAUUUACGAUUCGGAUGUACAUAUAGAAAAUAACAUUGUCAUCUUGAGCGAAUUUAGCUAUGAUUCCAUCAGUUUUAGUAAUUAUAGUAGUAUUAACAAUCUUAAUAGUGAUAUUCCGAGUGGAAGUAGUAAUAACAGAAGCAGUCAUAAUAGCAGCACUCAUAAUAGUCAAAGCCAUAAUGGUCUCAGCAAUGAUAAGGACAAAAUGAACAUCAAUCUGUUUGAUGCGUGUAAUUGCCUAUACCAUUUAAACCCCAAUUUUGUGAACAGUGUAGCAAAAAAAUUUACGACUUUUUUUUUAGAAAAAUACGUAUUAAUUUUUGAAAAUCAAGUUAAUACAUUGGAAAGCAUAGACAGAAGGUUGGCAUGGCUAAAGCGAUCAUUGAAUAAUUAUGAAAAUACAUAUGCACAUAUUUUUCCAAGAAUUUAUAAUAUACCAUAUUACAUUGUAAGUAAAUUUUGUUCUAUCACAAAAAAUCAUAUUGUAAAAAUUAUGUCUUCUUCUAUGGAGGAAAUGAAUCCUGUUUCGAUAAUUCAGACAGUCAUAAAAGUUAUAAAUUUCGAAAAUUUUUUAACAAAAAAUAUUACAUUUUUCACUGAAGAAAAUGGUGUAUCAUAUGACAGUUACUCCUCCUUGGAAUUCCCUUUUCCUGAGCUUAUAAUUCAAAAAGAGUUAACACAAAUGGACUGUAACAAAUGUGCAAAUGAUGAUCUAAAUGAACACAGUCACAUGAAAAAAAGUAAGGAGUCCUUUUUAUCUUUUGCUAUGCACAAUAUCAUAAAGAAUAUUUCAAAAGAGGGUACAAACAACAAGCAAAUUGAAGAAGUGGAGAAAAAAGGUAAAGAAGCGAAAUUUGCUAGUGGAAAUACUAUUAAUUAUGAUAUGCAUGAAGGAGCGGUGAAAAAUGAUUUUCCGCAUAAUGGUAGGGAUGUAAGUAAGAGUACAACUCCUAUUAGUAUUCCUAUCGAAAAUACAUCCAAUUAUAGUAGUAACAAAAUAGAAACUAACAAUAACCUAGUGAACAGCACGAAAGAGAGAAGUAGAUGCCAUGCUAAAGUGCCAAAUGAACAAAAUGGAGAGAGUAGAGAAAAGGAACAAAAGGGGCAAAAUUUUAUAGGAAUAAUUUCCUGCGUCUUUGACAGCUACCUGUGCAGUUGGCUCAAGUACGAGGAGAAAAAAAUACUAAUGAAAUAUGAAAAUAUCAUAAGCGAUGAAAAUAAAGAGGACAUAUUUGAUAUCACAAGGGAUAAUGAAACGAAGGUACAAAAUUUUGUGAAGGACACUUUUGAUGAUAUCAAAAAUUUUUUAAAUAAAAAUAAAUAUAUUCCAGAAAUAAAUUUUGAAAUUAUGGGGGAAAAACAUACCGUAUAUAAGUCAGCAUAUAAAAUUUUUUACUUAUACAAAAGUUAUGUAAAUAUGAUAUUGUUAUUUAGUAACUGUCAGACUUUAUAUGAUUUCGUAAUGUUUUUUAAAACUUUAUUAUUAAAGUAUAGUGAAGAAUUAAAUACCAGAACAAUAAAAGAAAUUAAAGAAGAAAAUAAAAUUCAGAAUUUCAAAUUAUUAUCUAUUUUAAUUAAUACAAGUUAUUACGUAGAACAAACUAUUAAUGAAGCUAAUGAAAAUAUCAUAAAAGAUAUCGACCCAAUUUUUAUGGAAAAAAUAUCACUUAAAGAUGAAGAAAAAUUAUUUUUAAAUAUAAAAACUAAUUGUAUAAAAGUGAUUAUUUCCUAUAUACAAAAAAAAAUUAAUAAUAUCAUUUCAAAUAACUCUAUUGUUAACAUAUAUGAUAUAAAUCACCUUCAGGAAAAGUCCUCAUAUAUAUUGGAGAUGGAAAAUUUUCUUCACAAGUAUUUUAUAUUUUUUAAAAAAAUUUUUAAUGACACAUAUUUAACUUACUUAUUUGAAAAAACGACCACAUUAAUAAUUCAACAAUUUCAUCACACUAUUUUUUCUUUUAAAUUUAUGACCAAUAUAACAGCACAACAAUUGCUUCUAGAUUGUUAUGAAAUUCAGAAAGUUUUACUUAAAAUACCAUUAGAAGCGAGUAGUAAAAAAAAGGGGCCAAACGAUGAAAAAAAUAGAACAGCAAUAAAUGAUGGUGAAUAUACAGGUAACACUAUGAAUGAAAAUGUGGACGAGUAUGUGGGCGAAAAUGUGGGCGAAAAUGGGGGCGAAAAAAGGAAGCAACAAAUUUCUAUACCAUCAAAUAUGCUCACUCUAAAUACAGAUAUAGAUGACUGCUUUAUUCCCCAAACAUAUUUUAAUUAUGUCAAGAAACAUAUGAAUAAAAUUGAAUUAUUAAUUAAAAUAUUCCUCUCGAAUAUUUAUGAUAUGAACUCCUUCAACUUACUACUCACAGAAAAUAACAAUAUAUGUACCAUACAGGAGAUCGAAAAAAUAUUAUCUCUAAAAGAAAACAAAGGUGAAAACAUCCCAAACGAGCUAAACUUACAUAAAAAUUAUGUACAUGAUAUUAAGGAGAGGGGAAUAAAAGCUGCAGAGGAAGUUAAGUUUUUUUUCAAUAAAAUUACGAGCAUAUAG
This is a messenger RNA of Plasmodium malariae, 3153 nucleotides long. RefSeq names its product vacuolar protein sorting-associated protein 53, putative (gene VPS53). Bases 1 to 3153 code for a protein of 1050 amino acids. Gene Ontology annotation, cellular component: GARP complex. The transcript has a single exon. Gene Ontology annotation, biological process: retrograde transport, endosome to Golgi. NCBI's taxonomy places the organism in Eukaryota, Apicomplexa, Aconoidasida, Haemosporida, Plasmodiidae. The record is from RefSeq and is a predicted model, not a curated record.